CUCUUGUCUCUUUUUUUUCUUUCUUCUAAGAAAUGAUUAUGCUUUCCUCUUUCCAAGCUUGCACUUGAACUCUUUUAUAAAAGCCUCUCAUUCUAUGUAGUUCACACACACAUUCAUGCCCACUGUUACUACUUAACCACAUAUUUUGGUGCAUCUUUUCUUUUUCCCUCACACAAUUCAUCAUGGCUGAAAUUGAAUACCAUGCAAAAUCCAAUACUAACACUCAACCCCUAAAGCUCUUUGGCAUCAACAUUAGCAAGUCCCCAGAAGAUCAAACUCAUGAAGCAGGUUCGAAUUCUGAGCCUUUCAGUUCAAGAAAGUACGAGUGUCAGUACUGUUGCAGAGAAUUUGCAAACUCACAGGCACUAGGAGGGCAUCAAAACGCGCACAAGAAAGAAAGACAGCUCUUGAAACGUGCCCAAAUGCAAGCUGCUCGUGGUUUUGUUUCUUCACAGAUUCACAACACAAUCAUAUCAAGCUUCUCACCACAGUCUCAGCCACCUUUGUCGUGGUUAUGCACACCACAUGGUGGUGCAUAUCAUUCAGGAGCUGCCUUUGUGGCUUCUGGAAGACGAAUCUAUGUUGCAGCAGCUGGUGCCUCCAUCACUGAUGGCCAUGGUCACCGCCACCCUCUGCCGCAGUUCGGUGGCUUCAACGGGGGUGAAGGUAGUGGUGGUGGUCGUGAACGAGGGUUAGGUUUGGAUUUGCAUCUUAGCCUGUGAGUUUUGUGAAUCAGUUUUUUCAUUCAAUUUAGCACCAAAUGUGUAGCAGCUUUUCUAUUUUUUUUUCUUUUUUCUUUUUAUCACCAUGUUGUUGGUGUGUCUCUGCUAUAAAGAUUGAACCUGACAAGUCACUUUAGUGAAUCUCUUCUCGGUCAUAUUUUUUUUCUUCAGGUACUCAAACAUAAAAUCUUCCUUAAAAGUAUCGACUUGUUAAUAGCAACCUUUGUACUCUGAAUUGUAUGUGAAUGUAAAUUUUAUUUAAUAAGUA
Molecule: messenger RNA, 990 nt
Organism: Glycine soja
Lineage: Eukaryota; Viridiplantae; Streptophyta; Magnoliopsida; Fabales; Fabaceae
Product: zinc finger protein 6-like
Exons: 1
Coding region: 183-722 (179 amino acids)
Biological process (GO): cytokinin-activated signaling pathway; trichome morphogenesis; gibberellic acid mediated signaling pathway
Cellular component (GO): nucleus
Molecular function (GO): transcription cis-regulatory region binding; DNA-binding transcription factor activity
Source: RefSeq, a predicted model, not a curated record